Messenger RNA from Penicillium digitatum Pd1, 123 nucleotides. The record is from RefSeq and is a predicted model, not a curated record. Lineage: Eukaryota; Fungi; Ascomycota; Eurotiomycetes; Eurotiales; Aspergillaceae.
AUGUUUUUCACCGCUCGAAUUGUCUUAUCGCUUAUCGCGAGUGUGCAAAAAGAAAUCCCAAGCCUUGUCCAAGUAAGAGAGAUUUGGCUCUCACCAGUUGUACCGAGUACAUUACACUACUAA